GCCACCUGGAGCCUCUGCCUUUGGGCACCUCCCUGGACACCUCCAGAGACGCUCUGGGGAGGACUUCGCCAGCAGGCUGGUCUAGGCUCACCAGGUCCCUCGCCAGCACGCUCUGAGCCGGCCAGGAUGUUCGGGCUGUUCGGUCUCUGGAGAACCUUCCACAGCGUGGUCUUCUACCUCACGCUGAUCGUGGGCCUUGGGGGACUGGUAGGUAACGGGCUGGUGCUCUGGAACCUCGGCUUCCACAUCAGGAAGGGCCCCUUCUCCGUCUACCUGCUGCACCUGGCCGCCGCCGACUUCCUGGUCCUCUCCUGCCACGUGGGCUUCUCCGUGGCAGAGGCUGCCCUGGGUCCCCAGGACACACUCUACUUCGUGCUCACCUUCCUGUGGUUCGCGGUGGGGCUCUGGCUGCUGGCGGCCUUCAGCGUGGAGCGCUGCCUCUCCGACCUCUUCCCCACCUGCUACCAGGGCUGCCGGCCCAGACACACCUCAGCCAUCCUCUGUACCCUGGUGUGGGCCCUGACUCUGCCGGCCGUGCUGUUGCCCGCCAACGCCUGCGGCCUGCUGCGCAACAGCAAGCGCCUCCUGGUCUGCCUGCGCUACCACGUGGCCAGCGUCAUCUGGCUCCUGGUGCUGGCCUGCGUGGCCUGCACGGCUGGCGUGGUCCUCUUUGUCUGGGUGACCUGCUGCUCCACGCGCCCGCGGCCCAGGUUCUACGGCAUCGUCCUGGGCGCGCUGUUCCUGCUCUUCUUCUGUGGCCUGCCCUUGGUCCUCUACUGGAGCCUGCAACCCCUGCUGAACUACCUGCUGUCCACGUUUUCCCCACUGGCCACACUGCUGGCCUGUGUCAACAGCAGCUCCAAGCCCCUCAUCUACUUGGCGUCAGGCCGGCAGCCCGGGAAGCGGGAGCCACUGCGGGUGGUGCUGCAGAGGGCCCUGGGGGAGGAUGCUGAGCAGGGUGCCAGGGGACAGUCCCUGCCCAUGGGCCUCCUAUAAGUGGGCUUGCCCCACCCACAGGGCCUGCCAGGAAGUGCCCACCCCCCCACCCUCGCCCACCCCGCACCCAGACGCUUCCAGGACCAGGAGGAGCCCCACCCACCACCUAGCUCUUACCCUAAGCACCCAAGGGCUGGACACAGCUGGAGAGACUUGGUCCUGACCACCCCCUGGCCAGGCCUGCUGAGGAUGAGGGAGGCAGGAAAAUGGAGCUGGAGAGAGGUCGGGCAAGGUGGAAGAAAGGAGAAGCCUCCUGAAUAGGGGUGAGAACGGGCACCACGCCCCCAGGCCCAGCCCAGAUCCCCUCACCCGGCCCCUCUCCACCCUGCUGCAUCUCAGUCACAGGGGAGAAAACUGCGAAGUAAAACAGAGCCAGCCCCCAGCCCACACUGGCUGGACUGGAACUCAGGCUUCUGGACUCCUGGGCUAGGUGGGCACUGUCCAUGCCACCUGCUGGCUGAGACUCUGAUUCUCCCACUACAGGGUUGGGGUGGGACUACUCCUUACUCCUCGCCCCGCUCAGCCAUCAUUGUCCUGCCCACCCCACGGGGACCACACCCAGGGCUCUGUCCCCCUCUCUGAGGCCCAGGACUGGCAGGUGACUGAUGUCACCAGCAGAAGCCACCAGGUGGUGCUGUUUCCGUACAGCAUAGACCCAGCCCGUGGGCCGGCGGACACAGGUGCCUCCAUCCCCUCGGUCCCCUCCCAUCCCCUCCCACACUGGUCCCCACCGGGCCUCUCCUGAGUCCCCAGGGCCAUCUGCUCUCUGCGGGGUUGCUCGAGUCUCCCACCUCUGUCUUCACCCUCCCUCCUCAGCCCUGGGACGUCUGGAGCUUUUGCCCCCAGGGUUUGCUUUGGAGAGAGAGAGACAGAGAGAGAGAGACAGGAAGGAAAAGAGAGAGAGAGAGAGAGAGGAGGUGAAGCCAAGUUUCCAAAGCACAAACCAUUUGAUGUGUUUUCUGACCAUGAAAUAAAAUACUUUCUGGUCAUUGUUAAAACAUUCAAGCUCUAUAGAAAAUACUAAAAAGAUAAAUCGCCGAAAUAUUUUUCCACUCAGAGGGGACAUUUUUUAUGAAAAGCACUCCAGUCGUUUA
Messenger RNA from Rhinopithecus roxellana (golden snub-nosed monkey), 2090 nucleotides. It is a transcript of the gene MRGPRG, whose product is annotated as MAS related GPR family member G. Gene Ontology annotation, cellular component: membrane. The transcript has 2 exons. Gene Ontology annotation, molecular function: G protein-coupled receptor activity. Lineage: Eukaryota; Metazoa; Chordata; Mammalia; Primates; Cercopithecidae. The record is from RefSeq and is a predicted model, not a curated record. Gene Ontology annotation, biological process: G protein-coupled receptor signaling pathway. The coding region runs from base 127 to 996 and encodes 289 amino acids.